AUGGGAAACUGCUUUGGUAAAAGAAACAAAGGUGGACACACACUGGGUGGAAACACAACGACAUCAGCUGCAACACCAGGCUCUUCACAAUCACCCACACAGCAACAACAAGGUUCCCAAAGAGAUGCAAUGCUAGCUGCUGCUGAAAGACGACGUCAAGAAGCUGAAAAUCGUGGAGUGAAACAAGGUGGUGCUGGUGGCAAGUUGAGCAAGCAACUAGCCGAACAAAAGCGACAGAACCCAAUGCAAGCAGAUUCGAAUGAACUACCAGAAAGGAUGGUCUGGGAUUAA
Lichtheimia ornata is the source of this 291-nucleotide messenger RNA. RefSeq lists its product as uncharacterized. The coding region runs from base 1 to 291 and encodes 96 amino acids. The record is from RefSeq and is a predicted model, not a curated record. The transcript is spliced from 4 exons. NCBI's taxonomy places the organism in Eukaryota, Fungi, Mucoromycota, Mucoromycetes, Mucorales, Lichtheimiaceae.